CCUACUCCCCCCAAAAGUUGACGAAAAAACAAGAAGCAGAAGGAGCAAGUAGCAAGAAAGAAUAAUGAAAGUCACCAUUUUAUUAUUGGCCAUUUUGGGCCUAGUGGCCGCUGGCCCUUAUCCCAUCAAGGACACCAAAUUUGCCGAUAAGGAAUUUUUGGCCAAGCAAAAAUUCCUUUUCGAAAUUGUCUAUCGUGUGGAGGAUCCCUUGAUGUUUGAGGAAUACAUAAAGAUUGGCAAAUCUUUUGUCUACCACAAGGAGGAUUACAAUCUACCCGAACAUCACAAUGACUUUAUGGAGAAAUACUAUAAGGCCUAUAAAUACGGUGUCACCUUGCCCAAGGGCGAAUUCUUUGCUGCCACCGUGGAAACCCACAUGGAACAAUUGUCGGGCUUGUUCGAUUUCUUCUACUACGCCAAGACCUGGGAGAUCUUCCAACGCAAUGUCUGCUGGGCCCGUUUGUAUGCCAAUGAGGCGCUCUUUGUGCAUGCCCUAACAAUGGCCGUUAUGCAUCGUCCCGACUUUGAAUAUUUCACCUUGCCUGCCAUCUAUGAAAUCUUCCCUCAAUACUUCUUCAACAGCAAAUUCGUGUUUGAGGCCGAGAAGUUUGACUAUGAUGUAUGGAGCAAAUACAUCAUGUACGAAAAGGAGUACAAGGAUGUCAUCUACACCGACUAUGCCAAAUAUUUCAAACAGUACAAAAACUACAACUACUUCUACACCAAGGACUGGAAGGUUUGGCAAUGGUGGAAACUCAUGGGCCUGGGCGAACACUGGUACACUGAGGAUCAUUUCAUUAUGCGCGACAAUAUGCAUGACCUCAGCAAGGAGACCAAAUACCAUGAGAUGAUGAAGGACGUCAAGAUGUUCUGGAUGCCCGUUGACUAUACCCGCGACAUUUACUUCUACAACCAGGAAUCUGAGUUGUCCUACUUCACCGAGGAUAUUGGCUGGAAUUCGUUCUGGUACUAUUUCAACUUGGACUAUUCCACCUUCCUGAAGGGUGACGAUUUCGAUAUGGUCAAGGAUCGUCGUGGUGAAUAUUAUUUCUACAUCGUUCGCGCCAUGUUGGCUCGCUACUACAUGGAACGCUUGUCACAUGGCUAUGGUGAGAUUCCCGAAUUCUCCUUCUUCAGCGAAAUCGAAUAUGGCUAUGAUCCCCAACUGAUUCAUUACAAUGGCGUGGGCUUCUCCUACCGCAAGAACUACUUCGAUUAUGAGACCUAUGGCAACUUCGAUUAUUUGUACAAGGUCUUGGGCUUCUUCCAACGCAUUGAGGGUAUCAUCACCCAGGGCUAUUACACCACCGCCGAUGGCCACAAGAUUGACUUCCACAAGCCUGAGGCCAUUGAAUACAUUGGCAAUAUGCUCCAUGGCAAUAUUGAUGCUUACGACAAAUACUUCUUCACCUUCUGGUACUCCUAUGCCCACAUGUACUUCGGCUAUGUGGAGAAUACCGACUUUGUCUAUCCCCAUGUCUUCCUGAACUACGAGACCAUGAUGCGUGAUCCCAUCUUCUAUCAGUUCUACAAGAAGGUUACCAAUGUCUUCUUUAAAUUCUACGAAUUCGUUGAUCCCUACACUUACAAGGAUUUGUAUUUCCCUGGUGUCGAAAUUGAGAAGGUGGUGGUCAGUGAUUUGGUGACCUACUUCGACUUGGUUGAUUUCGAUGUCACCAAUUUGAUGAAUGAGAAGCCUACCUUUGUGGAUGGUGAGUUUGUUUGGGACAAAACCUUGUUGGCCCGUCAAAUGCGUCUCAAUCACAAGGACUUUGAAUUUGAGUUCACCGUUAAAUCGGACAAGGAUCAGAAGGCUGUUGUUCGCGUCUUCUUUGGACCCAAAUAUGAUGAAUUCGGCCAAGUGAUUCCCUUGCAUGAGAACCGUGAGAACUUUAUAGAAUUCGAUGAUUUCUAUUAUGAGCUGAAGGCCGGUGUAAAUACCUUCAAGCGCAGCUCCAAGGACUUCUACUGGACCGCGGAUGAUCGCACCACCUACACUGAACUCUACAAAUACAUUAUGCUGGCCUACGAGGGCAGCUACGAUUUCCCACUGAACCACAACUACUCCCACUGUCUGUAUCCUGAUCGCUUGGUCUUGCCCCGUGGCUGGAAGAAGGGCAUGCCCAUGCAAUUCUUCUUCUUCGUCUCGCCCUUCACUGGAUCGUAUGAACCCAGCUACAGCUAUGACUACACCUAUCACUGCGGUGACAAACGUGGCAUUCACAAUACCGAUGAUAUGCCUUUUGCUUAUCCCUUCGAUCGUGAAAUCGAUGAGUUCGAAUUCUUUGUGCCCAACAUGUACUUCAAGGAUGUCAAGAUCUAUCACAAGGACACUUUCGAAAAGUACUACGACUACAAGUACAAUGAGUUUGGCAGCUUUGAUUACAGCUACUUUUACAAAUACUAAAGCGAUGUAUGAAUGGAUGUAUGUGGUGAGCAAUAAUAUGUGGUUCUGAAGUUGUUGAUAGCCUUAAGCUGAAUAGAAAAAAAUCUU
Molecule: messenger RNA, 2494 nt
Organism: Stomoxys calcitrans (stable fly)
Lineage: Eukaryota; Metazoa; Arthropoda; Insecta; Diptera; Muscidae
Product: arylphorin subunit C223
Exons: 2
Coding region: 65-2407 (780 amino acids)
Source: RefSeq, a predicted model, not a curated record